This is a messenger RNA of Choloepus didactylus (southern two-toed sloth), 2300 nucleotides long. It is a transcript of the gene TCF25, whose product is annotated as transcription factor 25. Gene Ontology annotation, cellular component: RQC complex. The record is from RefSeq and is a predicted model, not a curated record. Gene Ontology annotation, molecular function: protein binding. NCBI's taxonomy places the organism in Eukaryota, Metazoa, Chordata, Mammalia, Pilosa, Megalonychidae.
GCAGCAGCGCGCAGACGCGACACGCCAACUUCGCGCCAGCGCGCCUCAAGUGCGCAGGCGCGCAAGCCGCUCUCUUUUCUGCUUUCCUUUCUCCCUUUCCAGACGUCAGCGGCCGUUGGGUCCUAUGUCGCGCCGGGCUCUCCGGAGGCUGAGGGGGGAACAGCGCGGCCAGAAGCCCCUCGGGCCCGGCGCCCUGCAGUUUGUCCUCCGGGAAGAUGAUGACGCAGAAGAGGGGUCGAAACGGGGGCUGGGUGGCUGCCGCCACCGGGGAGCAGAGAAGGAGGGCGUCCGCGUCAACAACCGGUUCGAGCUGAUCAACACUGAAGACCUUGAAGAGGAAACUCCGAUGGAUGGGGAGAGGUCCGACUGCGUGCCGGCAGGCCCUGUGGCUUCCAGGAACAGGGGCAGAGUGAAGCGGAAUGCAGAGUCCAAGAAGGACGGAGAUGGGGAUGACGGGGCUGUGCCCCCUGAGCAGUCUAAUUCCAGUGGGAAACUCCGAAAAAAGAAAAAGAAACAGAAAACUAAGAAAAAUGCUACAGGAGAGACCUCGGAUAACGGGCUGGAGGAUAUCGACCGCAUCUUGGAGAGGAUUGAGGACAGCAGUGGGCUGCAGCGCCCAGGUCCACCCCCCGUCAGCGCCAGGAGGCACGUCCUGUACGUGGAGCACAGACACUUGAAUCCAGACACAGAACUGAAAAGGUAUUUCGGUGCCCGAGCGGUCCUGGGAGAGCAGAGGCCACGCCAGAGACAGCGCAUGUACCCCAAGUGCACGUGGCUGACGACCCCCAAGAGCGCCUGGCCCCGGUACAGCAAACCAGGCCUCUCCAUGCGGCUGCUGGAAACAAGAAAAGGGCUUUGCUUCUUUGCGUUUGAGCAUAGCGAAGAAUACCAGCAGGUGCAGCACAAGUUCCUGGUCGCCGUGGAAUCCAUGGAGCCAAACAACAUCGUGGUUCUCCUCCAGACCAGCCCCUAUCACGUUGACUCGCUCCUGCAGCUCAGCGACGCCUGCCGAUUUCAGGAGGACCAGGAGAUGGCACGAGACCUCAUAGAGAGAGCGCUGUAUUGCAUGGAGAGUGCCUUCCACCCCUUGUUUAGCCUCACCAGUGGGGCCUGCCGCCUGGACUACCGCCGGCCCGAGAACAGGAGUUUCUACCUGGCCCUCUAUAAGCAGAUGAGCUUCCUGGAGAAGAGGGGCUGUCCACGCACGGCCCUGGAGUACUGCAAACUCAUUCUGAGCCUGGAGCCCGACGAGGACCCCCUGUGCAUGCUGCUGCUCAUCGACCACCUGGCCUUACGUGCCCGCAACUAUGAGUACCUGAUCCGCCUCUUUGAGGAGUGGGAGGCUCAUCGGAACCUGUCCCAGCUCCCCAAUUUUGCCUUCUCCGUCCCGUUGGCGUACUUCCUGCUGAGCCAGCAGGCAGACCUCCCUGAACCCGAGCUUGGCUCCGUGAGGGAGAAAGCCUCCCUGCUGAUCCGGCAGGCGCUCACCAUGUUUCCUGGAGUUCUCAUGCCCUUGCUGGAGGUAGCAAGCGUGCGGGCCGGACCAUCACGGUCUUCUAGUCAUCGCUUCUUUGGACCCGAUGCCGAAAUCAGCCAGCCCCCUGCCCUGAGCCAGCUGGUAAGCCUCUACCUGGGCAGAUCACACUUCCUCUGGAAAGAGCCUGCCACCAUGAGCUGGCUGGAGGAGAACGUGCGUGCAGUUCUGCAGGCAGUGGAUGCUGGGGACCCCGCCGUGGACGCCUGUGAGGGCAGGCGGAAGGUGCUCUACCAGCGGGCCCCCAGGAACAUCCACCGCCAUGUGAUCCUCUCCGAGGUCAAGGAGGCUGUUGCUGCCCUGCCCCCGGACGUGACCACACAGUCUGUGAUGGGCUUCGACCCUCUGCCUCCUCUGGACACCAUCUAUUCCUACGUCCGACCUGAGAGGUUAAGUCCUGUCAGCCACGGAAACACAAUUGCUCUCUUCUUCCGGUCGCUAUUGCCAAAUUACACCAUGGAGGGGGAGAGGCCGGAGGAGGGCGUGGCAGGGGCCCUGAACCGCAACCAGGGCUUGAACCGGCUGAUGCUGGCCGUGCGUGACAUGAUGGCCAACUUCCACUUCAAUGACCUGGAGGCUGCGCGCGAGGAGAACCUGGAUGGUGAAGGGGAGUGGGACUGAGCGCCCGGAUGCCACGUCUUCAAAUGCUGUAAAAUUAUGUUCCUGAUUCUUGCUCUGGUUGAAGCUGAUCAGUUCCCUGAAGUAGAAACGCUGGAUGUAUCGCUGGCUUGCCCUUUCCUAUAAAUGUAACGGGACAUGCCCUGCU